AGCGUUACCAAGACGGGGAUCUGGUGCGUGUAUUGUUUCUUUGGCUAGGUCGCAUUUCCCUAUCUCUCUGAUGAAUCGCGACAGAGCGACUCGGAGAAGAGCUUCGUGAGCUCGCUGAUGCAGAUGACUCAAUCGGUGCACGAACAGGAUAUGGUUGACAAGGAGAACGAGCUUCGACGUCGCGAGAACAUGAUUGUGACACAACAGAAGCGGAUCGAUACGCUGGAAUCAACGCUGGCACGAUUGUUGAAGGAACGCGGACGGGGGGACGCGCCCAAGUCGAUGGUAGAUCUAAGUUUGUGGAUGUCGUCAUCCAGUCCUUACGAAAAGCUACCUUCUGACCAGGAUGCCACGAAAGCAAAGCCAGCCAAGCCGAUUCUCAAGCCGACCUCGCGCAAGUCUGAAUUCGACGGUGUCAAUACUUCGGAGCUUUCAGAAAUUGAAGACGAACAUGGCGACGAUGACAAGCCUGUCACUGCACUCGGCAAGCGAAGUCGCUUGCCCGAAGACUCAGGUCGACCAUCGCGGCGUUUGAGACAGACGAAUUCCCGGAUUUCGGAUAUCUCGGACCCGCCCAGCGCGCCCGCCCCCAGUCGCAAGUCUGAAGCGGCGAGGAAGGCUGGCAAACAUGCGCAUAACCAUUCUCCGGAGCCGGUCAAGUCGAAGCAACGGAAACGUAGAUAGACGUUGAUUCGGUGGGCUUUCAUGUUUGCCGGGUACGUGCGUGUAAUGCCAAGUCUUCAUAGCAUAUCCUCUUUACUGCCUGAAUCUGUCAUGUCAGUCAUACAUACGCACCAAUCCUUACUUAUACUUUAGAUGUAAGAUCACGUGAAAACCAUCUCACGUCUCGGCCGAACCGAAAACGACCGAAGGCUCUCAUUAUACCACGAUAUAAGUCGACGCGUCUGGCUCUUAAUGCCGCAUUCACCAGAACAACAGCUCUCCCAUGACUGAAAAAUCCGUCUCCGACGCGUACGACGCCCAAGGCUGGUCCGCUCCACUAUACAAUAAAGCCGCCGCGUUCGUGUACUCUCAGGCGUUCACUGCCCCUGUGCUCGAUAUGCUCGCUGCACAGCCUGGGGAGAAGAUCGUCGACCUCGGGUGUGGGAGCGGAGAGAUCACCCUUGAGCUCGAGAAUGUCGUGCAUCAGGCGCCCGGUGGGCUUGUCGUGGGUGUCGAUUUCAGCGAGAGUAUGAUCGCACAAGCGAAGAAAAUCGGGGUCAAACACGCCUUUGUCGCGGAUAUCCAGGCGCUCGAAUCGAGUCAGCUCGACGAGUUGGCUGGCAACGACUUGAAGUUCGACGCUGCCUUCAGCAACGCUGCGCUCCACUGGUGCAAGCGUGACCCGUCAGGUGUACUCGAAUCAGUCAAGAAGGUGCUGAAACCCGGAGGGCGAUUCGUCGCUGAGAUGGGCGGCUUCUUGAAUUGCAUUGGCAUUCGCAGUGCGCUACAUGCAGCUCUGAGAAAGCGCGGCCAGGAUCCCAUCGUUGCUGAUCCCUGGUUCUUCCCGUCGGUCGAGGAUUACUCCCAGAUGCUGACUGCGGCCUCGUUCGAGAUCCAACAGAUCACACUCGUAGCUCGGGUGACACCGCUGCCCGAGGGCGUCAAGGGCUGGCUAGAAUGCUUCGCGCGCACGAGCUUUCUCGGCGCGUUCUCCGACGCCCAAGCGGCGGAAAUCAUCGACGAGGUUGUGGACGCUUUGCGCAUGGACUGCCAGGAUGCGGCUGGCAACUGGGCGAUGAUGUACUCUCGCCUGCGGUUCUGUGCGAUCUGGAAACCCUGAUUGGUGUCUUUUGUGUGCGUAGGGACUGGAUGUAGACUCCGACAUCGAAUCAAGACUCUUGUCCUUUCCUGGCGAGCCGGCGCCGAGCAUAGGUCCAGUCCCCCCGCACAAAUCGAACACUGUCCCAAAGUUUCACGUAAUCAUGAUUCAGGGCCGAACACUCGGGAUCUGAGGGCCUGAUUUGUCGCGGCGUGAGAUGAGAGACCUGAUGAGUCGCAGUCUCAGAGAAUAGCUGCAUGAUCUUCACAGGCUCCUGUCUGCUUGUUUGGUGUGCAUCGGUGUACACCCAGCUGAUAGUCCAAUGCUGAGCCGAUCCCACAGAAUAUCUCUGAUCUCUCUUGCUUGUGUGUCGAUGAGUUAACUCGAGGAGCAAGUUAGGAGAAUCAUGAGUUUGUCGGAGUCGUCCAGUCAUCUGCCGGACGCAGACCAGUUCUUCGCGUCAAGAUCCUGAUACCGCAACAGCCGUAGGAUCGAUCCACUAGCGAGGCUGGUGCAUUGUGAGUCUGCGCGAUAUUCCGUGUUGUAUCGUUCAAAGACCUGUCUCGUAAUCAGUAGACUGCAGGGUUCUGUAACUGGAUAGGAAGUGCUUGAGUCAACGAA
Molecule: messenger RNA, 2383 nt
Organism: Mycena citricolor
Lineage: Eukaryota; Fungi; Basidiomycota; Agaricomycetes; Agaricales; Mycenaceae
Source: the annotation of a GenBank genome assembly